AUGCUGCCAACACCUCUCUCGCGUGGAUUGAAGAGAAAAGCCAAGAGGAAACAAAUUCAACAACAAGAUGCAGAACUCGAGCGAUUCGAUUCGCUCCCAUGGAACCCAUCUCUUCCCAAUGACGACCACAACGCCUUCUCCAAUGUCGUCGGCAACAACGAGCUCGAAGGAGGUUUUCUUAUGCUUGAAGAGAUUGAUGAGGCUGAAUAUGGAUUACAAAUUCCUGAACCGCAAAUAGAAAUUAGGAAAAAGAAGGAAAAUUCUAAGCAAAGUAAAAAGUCCAAGAAACAGAAGUGCAGCGGAGUCGAUGGCUCUGCUGGCGAGGGGGCGGAGGCUAAUGGUGAAGAGAGAUUGGACAAGGAUGAUAAUGAGAUGGAUAAAAAGAAGAAAAAGAAAAAGAAGCCAAAGGAAGCUCAGGGAAGUGAGAAUGUUGAUGGAAAUGGUGACAAUGAGGUUGAAGAGAAAGACAAGGACAAAAAUGUUAAUAUUAAGAAGAAAAAGAAGAACAAGAACAAGAAGGCCAAGGAGACCCUGGAAAAUGAGGAGAACACAGUUGACGACAGUAGCAAUGGCAAGGAAGAAAUUGAAGAAGAGCCUUUUGAUGAAGAUGAAUAUUAUGCAUGGAAUGAGUUGAGACUCCAUCAUCUGAUUAUGAAAUCAAUAUAUCGGCUUGGGUUCAAGGAACCAACGCCAAUACAGAAAGCUUGUAUUCCCGCUGCUGCUCAUCAAGGGAAGGACGUUAUUGGUGCUGCGGAGACAGGGUCCGGGAAGACUCUAGCUUUUGGUUUGCCCAUUUUGCAACGGUUGUUGGAGGAAAGAGAAAAGGCUGUGAAGAUGUUUGAUGAAAAGGGGGAUCAAACAGAAAAUUUUUCUCUGAAAGGUCUUUUACGGGCCCUUAUUAUUACUCCCACAAGAGAACUUGCACUUCAGGUCUCUGAUCAUCUUAAGGCAGUUGCCAAGGAUACUGAUGUUAGAGUGGUUCCAAUAGUUGGAGGGAUGUCAAUGGAAAAACAGGAGAGACUUCUAAAAGCAAGGCCUGAGAUUAUUGUUGGGACUCCAGGAAGAUUAUGGGAACUUAUGUCUGGUGGAGAAAAGCAUCUUGUUGAGUUACAUUCAUUGUCUUUCUUUGUGCUGGAUGAGGCUGAUCGAAUGAUAGAAAAUGGUCAUUUCCGUGAAUUGCAGUCAAUAAUUGACAUGCUUCCAGUGAGGAAUGGAUUAAGUGAAUCCCAUUGUGAAAAUGCACAAAAUUCUGUUGAGAUGUCCAACUUCCAGAGGAAGAAAAGACAAACAUUUGUUUUCUCUGCUACUAUAGCACUAUCUCCUGAUUUUCGUAAGAAGCUAAAGCGUAGUUCGCUAAAAUCAAAGCAAUCAAUGUCUGAUGGGGUGAAUUCAAUAGAAGCUCUAAGUGAGCGAGCAGGAAUGAGAGACAAUGUUGCAAUCAUUGAUCUGACAAAUACAUCCAUUUUGGCAAAUAAGCUUGUGGAGUCAUUUAUCGAAUGCACGGAAGAAGAUAAAGACGCCUAUUUGUAUUAUAUUUUAAGUGUUCAUGGACAAGGUCGCACACUUGUGUUCUGUACAUCAGUUGCAGCGUUGCGACAUAUAUCAUCACUCUUGCGCAUACUUGGAACGAAUGUCUGGACACUUCAUGCUCAGAUGCAGCAGCGAGCUCGCUUGAAGGCAAUCGAUCGUUUUAGGGGAGAUGAACAUGGUUUACUUGUGGCCACUGACGUUGCAGCAAGAGGCCUGGAUAUUCCUGGUGUUCGAACUGUUGUUCACUACCAGCUUCCACAUUCAGCAGAAGUUUAUGUUCACAGAAGUGGUAGAACUGCUAGAGCUUCUGCUGAUGGAUGCAGCAUUGCAUUAAUUGCACCAAAUGAGACAUCCAAAUUCGUUUCGUUGUGCAAAUCAUUUUCUAAGGAAAGUUUUCAGCGAUUUCCCAUGGACAACGCAUACUUGCCUGAGGUCAUCAAACGAUUAUCUCUUGCCCGUCAAAUAGACAAAAUCCUGCGGAAGGAUUCCCAGGAGAAAUCAAAGAAAAGCUGGUUUGAAAGAAAUGCAGAAUUGAUUGAAUUAGUUGUGGACAAUGAUGACAGCGAGGAGGAAAGGGUGAAAAAUCAUAAGAAAAGGAAAGCCAGCUCCAUGAAUUUACACAAAUUGCAGCAGGUUGCGUAG
Messenger RNA from Prunus armeniaca (apricot), 2172 nucleotides. NCBI's taxonomy places the organism in Eukaryota, Viridiplantae, Streptophyta, Magnoliopsida, Rosales, Rosaceae. The record is from the annotation of a GenBank genome assembly.